This is a messenger RNA of Labrus bergylta (ballan wrasse), 2662 nucleotides long. It is a transcript of the gene foxi2, whose product is annotated as forkhead box I2. Gene Ontology annotation, biological process: cell differentiation; anatomical structure morphogenesis; regulation of transcription by RNA polymerase II. NCBI's taxonomy places the organism in Eukaryota, Metazoa, Chordata, Actinopteri, Labriformes, Labridae. The record is from RefSeq and is a predicted model, not a curated record. Gene Ontology annotation, molecular function: RNA polymerase II cis-regulatory region sequence-specific DNA binding; DNA-binding transcription factor activity, RNA polymerase II-specific.
UGCAGUCUGUGCGCAGAGAGGGAGCGAGGGACACCUGAACACUCCACAUUUCUCCUUUUGGGAUUUCCCGCGGGGAGUGAUGAACUCCAUCGACCCCCAGUCCCAUCACCAGCACCAGCACCACCAGCACACCACCUCCCCUACCGUCGGCUCUCUACCACCCAAAGGCGCCCAGGAGGCCCCGGACAUGGCCGCUGUUUACUGCGACAACUUCAGCAGCAUGUACCACCAGCAGAGUCUGCAGGGCGCGCAGAGACCCGCGGGGUACGGCAUCGGGGAUUACGCUCCGUCUCCAAACCCGUACCUGUGGCUCAACGGGCCGGGCGUCAACUCCUCCGCGUCCUACCUGCACGGAAACAACACGGCCACCUUCAUCCCGUCCUCCUACGGCUCCCAGCGGCAGUUCAUAACCAACUCACCUGGCUUCGGGGGGCCGGACCUGGGCUGGCUGUCCGUCGCCAGCCAGGAGGAGCUGCUGAAGCUGGUCCGGCCGCCGUACUCGUACUCCGCGCUCAUCGCCAUGGCCAUCCAGAACGCACACGAGAAGAAGCUGACCCUGAGCCAGAUCUACCAGUACGUGGCGGACAACUUCCCCUUUUACAAGAAGAGCAAGGCCGGCUGGCAGAACUCGAUCCGCCACAACCUGUCUCUGAAUGACUGCUUCAAGAAAGUGCCGAGGGACGAGGACGACCCAGGAAAAGGAAACUACUGGACGUUGGACCCGAACUGUGAAAAGAUGUUUGAUAACGGGAACUUCCGCAGGAAAAGGAAAAGACGCUCCGACCCGAGCGGCGCCGGAGGAGCAGCAGCAGCGGGAGCGUCAGGAGCCACUAAAGUGGAGGACGGCAGACCGUCGGCGGGGGGAGCGGGGGCGGGGGGCCCCCUGAAGCCGUCAGACAGUCCUCAGCUGCUGGGGCCGUCCUCGCCGGAGAUGGAGGCCAUGAACGAGAACCACAAGGGCUCGUCGUCCUCCUCGCCGCCGGGCCUGUCCUCGAGCGCCCCCUGCUUUAACAACUUUUACAGCAGCAUGUCCUCGCUGGGCUCCGGGGGCCCCGGCCGGCAGGGGUCCCUGGGACUGGUGAACGAGCUGUCGAACAGGAACAUUACGGCCCUGAGCCCGUACCACCUGAACCACGGCGGGCAGGACGCGGGGCCUGCCGAGCACGGCGAUGGCCUGCACUUUAACCGUGGAGUGUACUACAACACGUUUGGCGGCGGGCAGGGCGGACAGUUCAACGGUCACUUCUACAACAGCUUCAGCGUCAACAGCCUGAUUUACCCGCGGGAAGGGAGCGAGCUAUAAGGACGUCGCGCCGUUUCUAGAGACCUGCUGCUGCCCGGUGAAUCCAUCUGAAACACACAAAACACUGCAAAAAAAAAAGUCAAAUCUGAUCACGUCUCAUAAGCCACAUUCACCUCACAAGUCCUGAUAAACUGCGGAUUUUCAAAAUAAAACAGGCAAAAAAAAAAAAAAAGUCUUAAAUUGCUUGUUAUGAGCAGAACUGGCAACCCGUGCAGCAAGAGAACCGCACAGGUGAAGUUUAUUGGAAUAUAAUAAUUCUGAUAAUGAGCACAUCAGGCCGUGUUUGUGUUUUUCUCUUGAGAUUAGAUUUACCUGGACGCUUCAGGUGAACGUGGCUGUGAGUAAGUGUGUGUGAGGAGAUAUUUUGACUUCAACGCUCUGGUUAAGAUUUUGUGUUUUUCGCAGUGAAAGUAAAAGUUCAGUCACUGUCAGAGAAGUCACAGGCCCCGGUGCAUGCUGGGUAAUUUCCUCCUCUCUGCAUCGAAAAACACUCCUCCUUCCUUCACCCGUCGGUCCAGCGGAGAGAUUACAGAUGAUUGAACUCGACACACAGAAAAAAAAGAGCACUUAAACUUUUUAACUCUUUUAUUUUAACGACUAUAUCAAAGCUUCUACUUUGCUCUUAACGCUUAGAAACACACAACGCAAAGUACAAAACCACUGAACACUCUUUUGUAAUAUUUGUAACAUCUAUUUUUUUAGAUUUUCUGCAGGAUCUUUUCCCUCCUCCUCUCUCGUCAUUGUUAAAGAUGUCACUCACCGUGCACGUCUGCAAGCGUUGCCAAAACGGAGCCCAAAUUCCGAGCUGAUUUUUGUUACGCCGACUCAGCUUUUAUUCUGCCAAAGUUGCCUUUGUGAUGCCGCCAUUACCUCAAAACGUGACAAUCACACGAGAGACAGAGAGCGCCGCCGUGUCUCUUUAAUGCAGUAACAAAUUAGUUUCACAUGAAUAUGACCCUUUCUGCCUUAUUUUUUGAUACCCUCCAUGUCGACUGAAAACGCAGCACUUCUGCAACUUGUAAAUACACGUUGGACUUUCUCAAAAUUGUAUUUUUUGUAAAUUAUAAAGACGGUUUUGUGAUUAUUUAUGCUAUUUAUGCUAACAGGCUUUUUGUUUUCUACUGUUGUCUGGACGUAGUUUUUGAUUCAAGCGAGAAGUGAAUAUUAGUUUAAAAAAAAAAAAAACAUGCCGAGAACAGUAUGACAGAAACACAGAUGUCUUAAAUAUAUGAAUAUAUAUAAAUAUAAAUCUAUAUGCUAUAUACGAUGGUUUCUCUCAGGAUUCAGUGUGACAAACAUUGAACGGCUUUUGUAUCUAUUUUUGUCCUUUUUUUAAAAAAUCUUUCUACAGUGCAUACA